Notothenia coriiceps (black rockcod) is the source of this 383-nucleotide messenger RNA. RefSeq names its product dehydrogenase/reductase SDR family member on chromosome X-like. The annotation marks the transcript as partial. The record is from RefSeq and is a predicted model, not a curated record. The transcript has 3 exons. NCBI's taxonomy places the organism in Eukaryota, Metazoa, Chordata, Actinopteri, Perciformes, Nototheniidae.
UGGACUUCAUAUUGGAACGUAUCCCAUAGACGGAACUGCUCUUUCUACCCGGAGCUGUUCCUCCACUGCACUGCUCACCCAGUGACAGCUCCAGGCAGAGAUGUUAUCCGCUAUCCGUUGUUAUUUUCUACCAAUUAUCAAACUUUACCUGCUUGCUUUGAAGGUCCUGCUGGUUCAGCUGCUCAGCAGACCUUUCAGGCUGCCAGUGAUGCCCAGACAAGAUGGCAAGGUUGCCAUAGUGACAGGAGGAGACAGGGGAAUCGGCUAUGAGGUAGUCCGUCACAUGGCCAGGCUGGGGGCGCAUGUUAUCAUAGGUGGGAGGGAUGAGCAGGAGGGUCUGGCGGCCGUCAGAAGGAUCUGUGAAGAGUACAAAGAGGCCAAAG